Molecule: messenger RNA, 1426 nt
Organism: Aspergillus brunneoviolaceus CBS 621.78
Lineage: Eukaryota; Fungi; Ascomycota; Eurotiomycetes; Eurotiales; Aspergillaceae
Exons: 1
Coding region: 174-1319 (381 amino acids)
Cellular component (GO): nucleus
Molecular function (GO): chromatin DNA binding
Source: RefSeq, a predicted model, not a curated record
UUUCACUCCAAACGGUCGCUCGCUGUCAGUCAACGAUGGCCCGCAAACUUCGAGCGGCUGCCCAAGCAGCAGCUCAAUCAAUGAGUAUGAUAUUCCCCUUCCUGCAUUUCCUGGUAAAGAAUUCUUCUUUGGCUGCUUGCCAGGGCGUGCGUGCGUGCGAAAUUGAAUCCGUGAUGAGCGCGAAUAUUAAUUUCCGUUUAGGGAAUGCCGCACCUCCGCUCCCCGAUGCCUCUGACGAAGAAAUGAUCGAAGCACCGCCGUCGCGUGGCUCCUCGCCUGCUAUGCCAGAUCCUGGCGAUGCGUCGGACAAGGAUCCGGAUGUGGAAGGCCCAACAGACCCGGCCCCCGAAGACGAAGAGGCGGCAACACCUGCACAAGAUUCCAACGCGCCAUCCCGGGGCGACACACCAACUCGCACUGGAGGUCGCAUCUCAGCCAUCCCGCGCAAGCGUCGCAUAGGUCGCCCCCCCAAGAACCGUCCCCCAGACUGGGAUGCGCCCGACGACGGUUCCGCCCCCGCGCCGAUUCAUGUGAGCACGCCUGUCAAGAGGAGACGAGGACGACCUGCUGCCAGCGGUGGACGUUGGGCGCGGAAUCGCGGACCGUCUCAUGUUACGCAGGUUCCAAUCGACAAGGAAGGAAACAUGAUGGAUGUCAUCGACGAUGAAGUAGCCCUGCCCGACGACCCGGAGGGUGAGACGAAGGUCGACAAGUGCGGAAAUCUGCUGGGUGGCCGAGAUUACAGAGUUCGCGUCUUCACACUUCUUAACCGUGGCGACCGGAAGUAUAUGUUGUCUACAGAGCCGGCCCGCUGCAUCGGAUUCAGGGACUCAUACCUGUUCUUCCAGAAACACAAGUUCUUGUACAAGAUCAUCAUCGACGAUGACGCGAAGCGCGAUUUGAUCGAAAGAGAAAUCAUCCCACACUCCUACAAAGGUCGAGCUAUCGGCGUGGUCACUGCCAGAUCCGUGUUUCGGGAGUUUGGCGCCAAGAUUAUCGUUGGAGGUAAAAAGGUCGUCGACGAUUAUCAUACCCAGGCUGCGAGAGAACGAGGAGAUGUGGAAGGUGAACUCGCUGUCCCCGAGGACAGACUCCCGGGCCCGGGAGAAUCUUAUAACAAGAACCAGUAUGUCGCAUGGCAUGGAGCCAGUAGCGUCUACCACACUGCCACACCCGCAGCCCCCUUGCCCACGGGUAAGGUGGUGGAUUCAAAGAAGCGCAAGGUCACAGUCACAGGCGACAAUUGGAUGCUUGAGCACGCUCGCGAAGCAAGGUAUGCGUUUUCUUGUUUCUUGAUUUGGCUAAUCAUACGAUGCUGAUUUAUGGAUACAGCAACUUCAACAGCCUUCUCUCCCAGACCCGCCGCAUGAAUCUGGAUGGUCAAUAUGACAUCCACACCAACCUCAUGCAGUACCCAAAGAUCAUG